Messenger RNA from Punica granatum (pomegranate), 2071 nucleotides. The record is from RefSeq and is a predicted model, not a curated record. Lineage: Eukaryota; Viridiplantae; Streptophyta; Magnoliopsida; Myrtales; Lythraceae.
UUUCUUCCGUUUUGUCAAUUUCAAGCUCUCUCAAACCCUAUCUCCUUGUCUCUUGCUCCGCCUCCACUGAGCGCUCUCGGCUCUGGUCUUCGCCUGCUGGGGCUCCACAGGACCUCUGCUCGUCCCCUGCUCGGUCGUCUCCGAAUCGUCUCCUUCCUGAUCCGGCUCUGGUCAUCUUCAGCUACAGCUCGUGCUCGUCUCCUGGUCCGAAAGGCUCUGCUCGUUUGAGAGCCUCUUGUUCGGGCUCCUUCUUUGCUCGUCUCCUGGUCCGCUGCUCCGGCUCCUUGAUAAGAACUGAGCUCACGAAGAACCGAGCAACCGAACCUCACAGGACUCGAGUUCUCUCUGGCUGGUGGUUGGUCCCUUCCUCCGCUCCCGAGCUGGUUAAUUAGUUGCUCAUUUUGCAUCUGCAUUCUUCAGCUGAUUCCACAGAGAGGGACAGAACGAGAGAGAGGGAGAGGGAGGGAGAAGCAAUGGCGGCAAAAGCUGUAGACUUUCUGAUCACCGGCUUUGCUGUACCACCGAACUCGUCGAAACUCCGGCAUUUCAGAGUCAGUUGCUCGGUCCCCGUGUCCUCCGGCGCUUCCACAGGAGUCGCUGAAAGGCCUUGGAAGGUGGCUGACGCGAGAUUGGUUCUUCAAGAUGGCUCGAUUUGGAAGGCCAAGUCGUUUGGUGCUUCUGGGACACAAGUCGGUGAAGUUGUAUUCAAUACUUCUUUGACUGGGUACCAGGAAAUUCUCACUGACCCUAGUUAUGCUGGGCAGUUUGUCCUGAUGACGAAUCCACAUAUUGGGAACACCGGAGUUAAUUUUGAUGAUGAAGAGUCGAGGCAGUGCUUUCUGGCUGGCCUUGUUAUCAGAAGUUUAAGUAUAAGUACAUCAAAUUGGAGAUGCACAAAAACACUUGGUGAUUAUUUAGCAGAGAGGAACAUUAUGGGAAUAUAUGAUGUAGACACCCGAGCAAUUACUCGUCGUUUAAGAGAGGAUGGAAGUCUCAUUGGUGUGUUAAGCACAGAGCAGUCAAAGACAGACAAAGAACUUCUUGAAAUGUCUCGCACCUGGGACAUUGUGGGUGUUGAUUUGAUAAGUGGUGUUUCGUGCAAAACUCCUUACGAGUGGAUUGAUAGGACAGAUUCCGAAUGGGGCUUCAACUCCAACGGUAGAGGUGGAGAGAGCUUCAGGGUUGUUGCUUAUGAUUUUGGGAUCAAGCAAAACAUACUGAGGCGCUUGGCAUCAUAUGGAUGUAAAAUUACUGUUGUCCCUUCGACGUGGCCUGCAUCAGAAACCCUCAAGAUGAACCCAGAUGGAGUUCUUUUUAGCAAUGGCCCGGGAGACCCAUCUGCAGUUCCUUAUGCUGUCGAGGCAGUUAAGGAAACAAUAGGGAAGGUUCCCGUUUUUGGGAUCUGCAUGGGUCACCAGUUGCUAGGGCAAGCAUUAGGCGGUAAAACCUUUAAGAUGAAAUUUGGUCAUCACGGAGGCAACCACCCUGUUCGGAAUCUUCGCAAUGGCCGUGUUGAGAUUAGUGCUCAGAAUCACAACUAUGCCGUGGACCCGGCGUCGUUGCCUGAGGGUGUGGAGGUGACUCACAUAAAUCUCAAUGAUGGAAGCUGUGCGGGCCUCGCCUUCCCUUCAAUGAACAUCAUGACCCUCCAGUAUCAUCCAGAGGCAUCCCCCGGACCCCAUGACUCGGAUUCCGUCUUUGGGGAAUUCAUAGAACUAAUGAGACAAGCUAAAAGAAGUGCUUGAGCGAGACAUGAGCUUCUGAAUUUAAUCAUUAGCUAUAUGGACGAAUCAACCAAUUGAUCAAAGAUGGAUGGAUGCCUAUCAGAGAACCAGUUUGGGCUAUUGCAUCAUGAAGUUGGCGUUGAUUUAUCGCAGUUUUGUUCGGAGAAUGCGUAGCAGCCUUUAAUCAUUCAUGUAGAUUGGGCAUCAAGAGAAGAGACCCAUUUGUAAUGCGAGUUCUUUUUUCAUAGCUCGUUUGGUAUGUGAUUACUGCGUAGCUUAAAUUUGUAUGGUUAGUAUGUGUUGUUAACGGUGUUUGACUAAUGAAGGCAUUAGUAUUUGCUUUAGCA